Molecule: messenger RNA, 624 nt
Organism: Neltuma alba
Lineage: Eukaryota; Viridiplantae; Streptophyta; Magnoliopsida; Fabales; Fabaceae
Exons: 1
Coding region: 1-624 (207 amino acids)
Source: RefSeq, a predicted model, not a curated record
AUGAUUCAGCUGUGGUUACUUGCAGGUGACUUUAAUGACAUCAAAUGUGAAGAAGAACAAAGAGGGGGUAGGUUGCCUAACCAAGCUAAGCUUAAGAGGUUCAGGGACAACAUUGAGGAUUGUAGACUCGUUGACCUUAACUCUAAAGGACCAAAAUUUACUUGGAGGGGACCUGUAGUCAACUUUGCAGAUAGACUUUAUAAGAAGUUAGGCUGUGGGCUAUGUAAUUCUGAGCGCAAGAAUCGAUUCCUAGAAGCCUUUAUGAAAGUGGGACCUAAAAUACAAUCUGACCAUCAUCCUCUCAUUCUCCUCCUAAAAGGCCCGGAAGGGAGGAAAAUUAAUAGACCUUUCAAAUUUGAGGCAAUGUGGUUGAAACACAAAGAUUUCAAAAGAGUGCUGAAGGAUAAUUGGCAAAGAAAUGAUGAAGUGUGGAAUGAUCUGGAAGAAUUGGAACCAAAAUUGAAGAUUUGGAAUCAGGAGGUGUUUGGUAACAUCAAAAAACAGAAAAAGGAGAUAUUGAAUAGAAUUGCUGGGAUUCAAAAAAGCUUACAAAGAAGUCAAAAUCCAUUCUUGGAAGACUUAGAGAGUGACCUAAGAGAGGAGCUUAGAGAAGUGCUUGAAUGA